UAGCAACUGAGCUGGGGUGAUCUACCAGGAAAGACUGUGGCAACCAAUUAUUGAGCUGUAUUGAUAUGGCGUUACCCCCGCUUCGAGUCCUUGUCUCCUUGAACUUUCAGCAUGCCCGUCCUCGUUCAUGAAAGAUUUUGUGGAAUCCCGUCAUAACAUCAGGCCUCUUCUGUUUGAGAUACCUAACCUACCUAUCUUCAGGUUCAGUUCUUCCGCAGUCAGCAACGAUGGUCAGAGCGCAGGGUAUCUCGCUGCUCUUUGAACCGAAUGAUGUCGAGCCCGAGCUUGACAUUAUUUUCAUCCAUGGCUUCACAGGUCAUCCACGCUUGACUUGGACGAUUGAUCAAAAAAAGGCUGAGAGAAGAAGAAAGGCAAAUAGCGAUGCCCCGAGCCACAAUGUCCACAAAAGUGCGCAAACAGCGGACGUUUACUGGCCAAAGGACCUGGUUCCAGUAACGCUACCAUCUGCCAGGGUCAUGACUUUUGGCUACGAUUCCAAGAUACGACAUUUCUCUCAAGGCCAGAUCAGCAAAAACACAGUUCAAGACCAUGCUCGGGAACUCUUGGAGCAAUUGAGGGAUAAGAGGUCGCCAGAUGCGAAAGGAUCUCGCCCGCUAGCCUUUAUCGCACACAGCUUAGGUGGGCUAGUUGUCAGAGAAGCCCUCACUCUGGCCAGUCAACAUCAGGAUGAUCAAAUCAGUACCAGCCGCUACAAAGAGAUCUUCCGUUCCACCAUCGCCAUCAUGUUCUUUGGCACGCCUCAUCGUGGUGCUGAUCCUCGAAGCUCUUUUCAUCGCUUUUUUUCCGCCUUCGCCAUGCGACUGGGAAUAGACGUCAAUCCGUUUAUUCUCGAUGCCCUGAUUCCGAACGUGAACAACAUUCAGAAACAACUCAACCUGGACGGCUUCAAGAGUCUAGCAGCGGAGCGAGGAUGGAUUGUUUACACUUUUCAGGAAGAGUACGGCGUUUUAGGCUUCUUCAGCAAGAAGGUGAGUAACUCGGCCCUAUUUCGUCUGUUCAGAAGCUAAUGUGUGGUUCAGGUAGUUGAGGAUCACUCGUCUCGCCUAGGACCACCUGUGAGGGAAAUUUUUAGACGGAUUAGCGACAACCAUAUGGACAUGUGCCGCUUUUAUGGCUUAAGCGACCCCGAGUAUGAGAAAGUGGCGAGCUGCUUACUAGAGAUUCUCAAGGAACCUCUUUCUUC
Molecule: messenger RNA, 1204 nt
Organism: Neurospora hispaniola
Lineage: Eukaryota; Fungi; Ascomycota; Sordariomycetes; Sordariales; Sordariaceae
Exons: 3
Coding region: 228-1028 (266 amino acids)
Source: RefSeq, a predicted model, not a curated record